ACACACACACACACACACACACACACACACACACACACACACACACACACACACACACAGAGACACACAUAAACGCGGGGUCCUCCCUAACAGAGCCUCUUUCAUCGUGUGAGUCAACAAGAAGUAGCCUCGACAUUGGAGGAAACUAGGAAACAUUGGACCUCUGCUUGUUGGAAGAGAAGGAGGAGGAGGUGUCUUGUCUGCCCGCCUGCUCCCUCUCUCUCACCCCCUUUCUCUCUCUCUCUCUCGUUCUCGCUCUCUCAAUCAGCGAGGCUACUGCCACUAGAGCCAAGAGUUGCCGUUCCGCGCACCGAUGCCAAAACGCACAGGAGGAGUCAGUGCCAAAGGGUCAUUUUAGCGCACCACUGCUGAAAUGGAAGGACUGUAGGGAAUCCUAGAAUAUACAGCAGCAGUUUGACCCCUGAUGAUAUAAUCAUAUCAUUAGAAUAAAGGAAGGGAGAGGAGUCAAAUAAGAGCCAGAAUCACCGGGGGAGCCACCGCGGUCGCUGCAGAGGUGGGCAGUCUAGGAUUUUUAUCCGCAAAAGGUCAUUGCAAACAAAAAAUACCUGAGCAUUUAUCAGCACAUCGGCCACUACUGCACCCUAAAACUCAACUUUGGCUUCCUCAAUCCAGGUGUUGAUUCCUAAGCAGACGCUGCCUGCAGGACACUGUGGAGAGACUGCUCUUCCAUCCUUAUUGCGCGCCUGUCCGGCUCCUCACUCACCUUCCCACGCGCACGUCAAAGUUGCAGCUGAAGACUGUGAACAGCUGAGGAAUUAGGAAAAAAGGAAAGUUGGUCUCUUGUGAUUCAAAAGGGAACCGACACCACGGUCCAAGCCGACUCCAAGUGCCGUUCACCGGGCGAUGCCAGAGUAAAUGCCGGGGCAAUGUCCCGCCGCAAGCAGGUGAACCCGCAGCACUUAUCACUGACGCACAGGGAGACAAUACAAGCUGCUGAAGCCAAUCAUGAUUCAGGUGCUGGAUCUCCAUCUCCACAGCUGUCCACUCCCAGCCCGCAGAGGUUGGGGCCAGGGGAGCAUGACCUCCUGACCUGCGGCCAAUGCCAAACCAACUUCCCCCUGGGCGACAUCCUGGUCUUCAUCGAGCACAAGCGCCGUCUGUGCCGUGGGCCAGGGAGCAGACCCGGGACCUUCUUGAAACCCGGGGAAAGUGGCGGCGUGGCAGGCAUCCAGAUCUCUCCCAGGAUCCGGACGCUGGAGCUGGGCAGAGGGUCCAUUCCAGUGGAGGUGGGCAUCCAGGUGACCCCCGGCGGCGAGGAGCAUGAGGAGAGGAGGAUGACGCCUGCGAGGGGAAUCUGUCCCAAACAAGAAAGAGGAGAUAAAGAUGAGCCAUCCAGCUACAUCUGCACUACCUGUAAGCAGACAUUCACCAGCGCCUGGUUCCUGCUCCAGCAUGCCCAGCACACCCACGGCAUCAGAAUCUAUCUGGACAACCACCUGGUCAACUGCUCCCUUAUGCCCCGCAUGGCUCUUCCUCCGCCCCCCUGCACUGAUGCACUGCCUCGAUCGCCUCUCCCCACUUUCCUUGGUGACACCAACAACCCAUUCCACCUCCUCCGCAUGGCUGCGCCCCUGCUCAGGGAACAUGCCCCGCCCCCAGGGUACAUGGAGACCCGGCUGCCUGCAACUCCGCCCUUCAUCAGCCCCCCGCCACCCCCUAGACCCCCUUUAGAGCGACUGGGCCCAGAGGAGAUGGGGCUGCUGUCACAGCACCCCAGUGCCUUUGAGAGGGUGAUGCGGAUGGCCCCCAUGGACCCGCCAUCCAUGGACUUCUCACGACGUCUAAGGGAACUGGCAGGCAACACGACCAAUAAUGGCGGGCCAACACCCCCUCUGUCCCCCAAUCGCGUGCCACCAAUGCACCGCCUGUUGAGUCCAACACUUUUCCAGCCUGGCGCCAAGCCUCCCACGUUUCUCACCUUUGCCCCGCAGCCACCAACUUCUCAGGGGGGACACGGGUCUUCUACCCCUCCUGAUCCUCAAGGACAGAACCAGACCCCGGGCAAGUCCAAAUCCUGUGAGUUCUGUGGCAAGAUCUUCAAGUUCCAGAGCAACCUGAUUGUCCACAGACGCAGUCACACAGGAGAGAGGCCAUACAAGUGUCAUCUGUGUGAUCAUGCCUGUUCCCAGGCCAGCAAGCUCAAGAGGCACAUGAAGACACAUAUGCACAACAAGUCUGGGUCCAUGAGCGGCUCCCCAGAACAGGGAAACAGAGGAGAAGGAGAGGGGGAAGAAAAGAGUAGGGAUGGAGAUUCAAGAGGGAUGAUAAUCGACAAUGAGGAGGAGGAGGAGGAAGAGGAGGAAGAAGAAGAGGAGGAAGAGGAAGAGGAGGAGGAAUUGAGGAAUGGAUGUCGGACAGAUUCCAACCUAAGUGAGGAUUUGCAAGAGUUUGGCCAGAAUCGGGAGAACGGCACAAGGCAGUCUCCGGAGGGGAAACCCCUGAGCGGGGAUAGAGGAAGUGACAGUGCUGGGAUGGGCAUCAUGCACCCUUACAACCACCUGGACAAUCACCUGAGACUGAACCCCAACAAAAGAAGCCUGGAGAGGCAACCCAACGGGGAUGGAGGAGUGAGGGGUGAAGGAGAAGGAGGAAGAGGGAAUGAGAGGGAGGAAGAGCCACAGCGAACUGAGCAGGAUGAGCACAGGCCUUUGAUGAACGGCAGGAUGAGUGUAUCUGAAGCAGACUCUUUUCCUGGGCUGUUCCAGCGUCGGCCUACCCCGAUCACCAGCCAAAGCCCCUCCAACAACAAGAGGAUCAAGAUAGAGAAGGAACAGCUGGAGCUUCCCCCAACCAUUCCCCUUAUCUCCCCGGAGAACGUCUACUCUCAGCUCCUCGCUGGCUACGCCGCAUCACGCCAUUUCAUCAGAGAACCCUUCUUGGGAUUCACAGAUUCCCGCCAGUCGCCGUUCGCCACCUCCUCGGAGCACUCCUCCUCCGAGACGGGAAGCCUUCGAUUCUCAACCCCACCUGGGGAGCUGAUGGAAGGAGGGAGCGCCUCAGGUCGCAGCGGCAGCAGCACUCCUCACCUCAUGCGGGGACCUGGACCCGGCCGGCCCCCGAGCUCUAAGGACAGGAGGAACGACACCUGUGAGUACUGUGGCAAGGUGUUUAAGAACUGCAGUAACCUGACGGUGCACCGACGCAGCCACACGGGGGAACGACCCUACAAGUGUGACCUGUGCAGCUACGCCUGCGCCCAGAGCUCCAAGUUGACACGCCACAUGAAGACCCAUGGGCAGUUCGGGAAGGAGGUGUACCGCUGCGACAUCUGCCACAUGCCCUUCAGUGUGUACAGCACGCUGGAGAAACACAUGAAGAAGUGGCACGGGGAACAUUUGAUGGCCAGUGAGGUCAAACUGGAGCAGGCGGACAGAGGUUAAGCCAGCAGACAUUAGUCAUACAGACGACUUUGUACACAAGCAAACACUCACACACAUACACACACAAAAUCCCUAUAACCACUUCUUCAGCUAUGGGGCUUGGCUGGAUAAUCUUUCUCUAAAAAAAAAAAAAAAAUUAGACUGAUUGAUGUCCAUCUUUUUCUUGUCACAGAAACUGCCACCUGAGAAUAUAAACAAAGGGAAACUUUAAUGAAAAGUUGUCUGGAAAGCCAUGCUUGGUGUUUCUUGGCAAACUGUCUGAGGAUUUUAUCAGUUAGGAAUCCAUGGAGCCUUUCUACUGUGCAAUAAUUUCUGUAUUUAUUGGAUUUUUUGUAAUGAUAUUUGGCAUGUGCAGGUACAUCUUUGUGGGAUUUCAUAUGGAGUUAGUUUUGAAAUGUGCUUAAACAUGUUUUUUUUUCUCUAAAAUGAGAUAGCUGGAAAGAAGUCCCCCUUAAUACAAAUUUUCUUUUUUUUUUUUCUUUUUUUUUCCUUUAAGGAAGCUUAUUAUCAUGUGAGAGUAAACUUUUGUGAAGCAGUUAGCUUUUAAAAGUAAAAAUAAUUGUUUUCUAUAUUAUAAGCUGCAGCAGCGGACUACAAUCCAUUCCCUCACACAGGCCUAAAGCACUGAAUGUCAGCCUGACAAUAAAAACAUCAGCGUGGAUUUGAAAAAUCCAUCACCGUCUUAGAGACACUGAUUAGCUACCUUCUUUAAAUUUAUUCAGGAAAUUUGUCCUUUUAGAAUAUUGGCAUGUGAAUAAUUAUCUCCAAAUGCAGUUACUGUAUUGCUGUCCUCGCGUCAGUCAGGACAUAAAUAAAGGUUGCACUUAAUGGAGACACCCUUAACUGAUGCUCAGUACAUUCCCAAUGUAGGAUUAAACCACCCUAAAAAGUUAAGACUACUUGUGAUUAACGUGAGAAGAAGAACAGUCCUGUUUAUUGUUUGUAAAUAUAUUCUUUUUUAUGUUAAAGUAGCCCCGACUGUACGUGAAAGACGGCCUAAACAACUAACUAAACAAUCAGAAGACCAGCUGCUCGCAUCAUCCACGGUAUAUGCUAAGUGUAACUACCAUUCAUUAGAACUUUUGCAGACCCACCUGUUUAUCUCCCCACCCACAUUUGUUAAACUAAAGCUACUUCAACAAUCGUAACAGCGUCUGAAUCAUUCUCCAUCUCCCUCUCAUGUCUGGCCUGGCCGCUCUCUAUGACCCAGGUUGACUCCCUGUGUCCCACAAAACGGUUCCAAAUGAAAUUCACAUCAGUGUGUGUGUUAGCGUGUGUGUUUUCUUCUCUCCGCAGCGUGCUCUAAGCCUCUCUCCGACGGCGUCUUUUCACAGUUCACUAGCUCAGAUUCAUGCAUUAGAGCGGCUUUUAAAAGGGAAGCCUGUUCAUUCGCUUCACAAAGUGAUAUGGGUUUAACUCGCAGUAACAGAUUCUGAGACAGUGUGCAUGUUCGUGACUUUUGGGGAUUACAGUUUUUUAUUUUCUGCAUCGUUCAUCCUGAAAUGAAUCUUGCUAUAUGAGUUAUGAUAAUUUUGAGCACAGCUGCAAUGGGGGGUAAGGCCAGGCGACCUUGGGUAGGGGCUAUUCUUAAAGUAAAAAUGAAAGAUUGGAGCUGAGAAAUGAAGAAAGAAAUGGAGGGAGAGAGCGAGCAAGACCUUGACCAGGCAGAAGAGUCAUUCAAAUGAAAUUGGAAGCAUAUGAAAAGUGAGGUUUUUUUUUUUUGUACCUAAAUGCACAUCUACUGGCCACAUCAUAUAACGGACCGUCAGAGUGAGACAGCGAGCCUCAGAGGGAGGGAGAGAGCAAAGCCACAUGAAAGGAGACAGAGACUCAUGUUUCAUUUUUGUGCUGCAAUUCUCAAUCACCAAAAUCAUCUUCACUUGAAAGUUUGACCUGCCUUUUAUGCCCUCUUGUCUGGCUUUCAUUUGCGCCAAAACAUACUUGUUUUGAUGGGAAAAUAAUUUUGUACUUUAUCUUGAAUGCAAAUUUCGUCUUUUUGUGAUUUUUUUUUUAAGAAAGGAAAUGAUGUUGAGGUCACAGCAGCACUCCAUAAGCUAUUCAGUUGCAGCCUAGUUUGGUACUGUUUUGAGAAAUAACACAAAGAAAUCGUCUGAAGAGCUGCUUUCAGCUUGCUUACACAUAUUGAUGCAUGUGUGCAAAAAUCCAGAUCCUUUUGUGAACGCACAGUGUAUUCAUUUAAGGACAACGCAGUCUGAGUCAGGCCUCAAAGAGCCAUACAGCUACAAAAUACAUCACCUUCAAGUGAUGAUCCGACGAACCCUGAGAUCUAAAAUCACACAUGAACAUUCAGUCUUUCAAUAUGUUUACAGUGUUGAAGUAUGCCAUUAAUGAAAUACUCUGUGUAAGUGUUUAAAAUGAUAAUAAAGUAUUGUUUUCUCCAAUGUUCUUUCAAAUGUUUUUGACUGCCAGAGCAGUUUGGUAUGAUUAUCCUGGUGGAGGGAUUUUAUCUUCAUGGAUAUGUUUCUGUAUGAUUACUUGUUCACUGUAUGGGAAGACACAUUUUGAAUUGUAAUAUUGCAGAAUCAUGCCAGAUUAUUGUUUUUUUUUUUUAACAAGAGUGGUGCCAUUAUUGACUUGGUUUCUUCAACCUUUUCUAUUUUAUUUAAAGUUUUUAUAUUUUUUUUUCCGUUGUUUGUUUGGUGAAGCUAUCCUUCAUGGAUGUAAAAGAAAAAUGAAUUUAAAAAAAAGAAUAAGAUGAUCAUUACGAAGAAGAGCCUUCGGCAGGGGAAUACGUUGCUUUGUGCCGGAACGCUUUUCCAAAUCAAUUCUCUGAGAUGUUCAUGAACUUUUUUUUUUUUUCCCCCCUCAUGGUCGGUUGAAGGUCUUGUGACAGCACUUACAACUGUAAUUUAAAAAAAAAAAAAACAUUUUCAUAUUUCACUUUUCACAACUUUCACUUACACUCUUUGUACAAAAUAGUUUCCUUGGUCUUUUUGGGGGGAGUGCAUCAUUGUGAAAAAAAAGUGAUUUCAGAACAGUACACAUCUGCUGUUUUGAACAUAUAUGUAUUUUUGUAAUGUGUUGAAAAAUCAAUACAAGAAAGCCAACACUUCAAUAAAUGUUGCAAUUGCUCUACGA
This is a messenger RNA of Labrus mixtus (cuckoo wrasse), 6500 nucleotides long. RefSeq names its product BCL11 transcription factor B b (gene bcl11bb). Gene Ontology annotation, cellular component: nucleus. Lineage: Eukaryota; Metazoa; Chordata; Actinopteri; Labriformes; Labridae. The transcript is spliced from 3 exons. Gene Ontology annotation, molecular function: RNA polymerase II cis-regulatory region sequence-specific DNA binding; DNA-binding transcription factor activity. The record is from RefSeq and is a predicted model, not a curated record. The coding region runs from base 888 to 3401 and encodes 837 amino acids. Gene Ontology annotation, biological process: positive regulation of transcription by RNA polymerase II.